AAGUGGCAUAACCUCAUCUGCAAAGUGAAAAGACAAUGUUUUGGGGCUGAUUUUCAUGCAUCUCUGCAUAUUUUCACCUGUUUUGCACCCCUAGACACCCCGUGGGCGGGCUAAGAGGCAUUUUCAGUGAUCUCGUGGCAUUAGAUAGCUUCCGUAUGUUUUGUUGUUUGCGCAAUUGUUUGGGGGAUGCUUUUGCCACUCAGACGGUCACUGUGCGCCCCCGGGAGAACCUCAUCCACCUAGACACCACUCACAUGGGCCACGAAGUUGUGAUAGUGAAGAACGGCCAGAGAGUCUGCGGUUCGGGCGGCGUCUUGGCCACGGCGCCCCUCGUGCAGUCCAAGUCGUACUUCGAGGUGAAGGUGCAGCAGAGCGGCCACUGGUCCGUGGGUCUGGCCACGCGCAACACAGAUCUCAACAGGCCCAGAGGAGGCUUGGACGCCGAGUCGUGGUGCCUGGGGUCGGACAACAUCAUCUGGCACGGCGAUCAGGAGGUGUACCGGCUGCAGGAGAAGCCGCCGGAGGCGGAGCCGAAGGAGGUGGAGACGGGGAGUCUGCCCGCCGAGGGGGACACAAUUGGCGUGGCAUUCGAUCACGUUGAGCUGAAUUUCUACCUGAACGGACGGAAUCUGGAGGUGCCGAUGCUCAAUGUCCGGGGAACUGUUUACCCUGCGCUCUUUGUCGACGACGGCGCCGUGCUGGACAUCCUCCUGGACAACUUCAGCCACGCGCCGCCGCCGGGCUUCGAGAAGAUCAUGCUGGAGCAGUCACUCCUCUAGAUGACGCCACAAUCAUCGUGUCACGAGCUUUACCUGUGCAUUUCAGCCUCUCUUCACAUUCUCUAAACUGCUAAAAUCAUUUACAUCACAUUCCUUGACUUUCCUAUCAAAUUCCUGGCGGGAUUCUUAACAACAUUGUUAAUUGAGUGAGGAAGAGUAUUAAAUUAAAACUUAUUUUAUG
Messenger RNA from Phlebotomus argentipes, 960 nucleotides. RefSeq names its product SPRY domain-containing protein 7. Gene Ontology annotation, molecular function: protein binding. The record is from RefSeq and is a predicted model, not a curated record. Bases 156 to 779 code for a protein of 207 amino acids. Lineage: Eukaryota; Metazoa; Arthropoda; Insecta; Diptera; Psychodidae. The transcript has 2 exons.